AUAGGGUCGUGGUCCUAAGAAACACAUGAAGCGUUUGGCAGCUCCCAAGCAUUGGAUGCUUGACAAGUUUCUAGGUAACUAUGCCCCUAAGCCUUCCUCUGGUCCUCACAAGACUCGUGAAUGUUUGCCUUUGAUCGUCUUCAUCCGUAACCGUUUGAAGUACGCUCUUAACGGUCGUGAAGUCCAAUCCAUCUUGAUGCAACGUCUUGUCAAGGUUGACGGUAAGGUCCGUACCGACUCCACUUUCCCCGCUGGUUUCAUGGAUGUCAUCAGCGUUGAAAAGACUGGUGAAAACUUCCGUCUCGUCUACGACGUCAAGGGUCGUUUCGCCGUCCACCGUAUCACUGACGAAGAAGCCAAGUACAAGCUCUGCAAGGUUAGAAAGGUCAUGAUCGGUGCCAAGGGUGUCCCUUACAUCACCACCCAUGAUGGUCGUACCAUUCGUUACCCUGAUCCUUUGAUCAAGGCCAACGACACCAUCCGCUUCAACCUCGAAACCGGCAAGAUCGAAGAUUUCGUCAAGUUCGACGUCGGUAACGUUGUCAUGGUUACUGGUGGUCGUAACAUUGGUCGUGUUGGUCAACUCAUUCACCGUGAACGUCACAUUGGUGGUUUCGAAAUCGUCCACAUCAAGGAUGCUCUCGAUCGUGUCUUCGCUACUCGUAUCUCCAACGUCUUCACCAUCGGUCAAGGUACCAAGCCCUGGAUCUCUCUUCCCAAGGGUAAGGGUGUCAAGCUCUCCAUCACUGAAGAACGUGACCGCCGUAGAGCCGCUGCUUCUUCUGCUCACUAA
Messenger RNA from Rhizopus microsporus ATCC 52813, 793 nucleotides. RefSeq names its product ribosomal protein S4. Gene Ontology annotation, molecular function: structural constituent of ribosome; RNA binding. The transcript has 2 exons. Lineage: Eukaryota; Fungi; Mucoromycota; Mucoromycetes; Mucorales; Rhizopodaceae. Gene Ontology annotation, cellular component: cytosolic small ribosomal subunit; ribosome. Gene Ontology annotation, biological process: translation. The record is from RefSeq and is a predicted model, not a curated record. The coding region runs from base 26 to 793 and encodes 255 amino acids.